GCCCAGUCUACAAGAACAGGACAAUACCACCCUACUCAUUCUUCUGAAAGCACAGAAGUCCCCCCCUCAAUAUACCUAACAAACAACUACAGGGCGGCAUUUAUCUCUUUAAUUUCAUACCAGCGUCUUGUUUUUCUAUACUCAACACUAGCAAUGCCUACUACAGCCAAUCUUGCCCUCUUGGGAGUGGCAACCGUUGCGACCCUGUACAUCAUCUACCGCCGUCUGCUACCUAAGCCUAUUCCCGGAAUUCCGUACAACGAGGGCUCAGAAUCUCGCAUUCUUGGGGAUAUUCCCAACUUCUUACAUGAGCUUUCCAGCACAGGAGACUUUGCACAAUGGUUUGUGAAGCAGGCCAAAUCCUCCAACUCGCCGCUUAAGCAAGUCUUCCUCAACCCUUUCACCAAGCCCAUGGUCAUUCUAUCUGAUCCGCGAGAAACUAUGGAUGUUAUGACGAAGCGAGCUAAAGACUUUGACCGGCCCUCAUCUCUUGCGGAUAUUCUAGACCCAGUCGUUGGUCCCAGCCAGAUUCAUCUUCAGUCUGGUUCGAAGCAUAAGAUGCACCGUCGCCUUGUUCAAGACACCAUGACACCGAAUUUCUUACAAACUGUUGCAACGCCCAAUAUCGAGAUUGCUUCAGACAACUUCAUCGAACUGUGGAAAGUGAAAACCAAGCUCGCUCAGGGACGCCCUUUUGCUGCUGAGGACGACAUGUCUCGGGUAACCUUGGACGGCGUGCUAGCCUUUGCAUUUGGCCCCGAAUAUCCCUACUCCGCACUCAAGCCACAGCUCGAGCUAGUAAAUGGCAUGUCGAUUACGGAUGGAGACAUCGAUCUCGAUGUUCCUCUGGAGUUUGGCGAGGCGGAAUACCACCCAAGCCUGGGAGCAGCGCUUGAUCUUGUCUGGUAUAGUGGAAAGAUUAUGAAUAGUGUUGUGUAUUCUCUGAGCUGGCAAAAGUACAAGUACACGUCGCGAUUUAAAAUGCUAAUGCGCCGCAAAGCCGAUAUGAUUAAGACAGAAAUCACAAAGGCCAUUCAAAAGCGCGCUGAGAGCACAGAAGAGCCACGUAUUCUUCACGCUGUCGACCUUAUGGUCGACCGCGAAGCGCGACAAGCUGAACGACAAGGCCGUGAGCCAGACUUCUUUUCAGCAUCUAUGAUUGGAGAGACAUAUCUUUUCAUCGUUGCCGGCCAUGAUACUUCAUCGGCUGUCAUGAGUUGGAUGCUCAAGCUCCUCUCCGACAAGCCAGAAUACCAAUCUAAACUCCGUCGAAUUCUCUUUGACGCAUAUCCAACAGCAUUUUCGGAGAACCGUAUGCCGUCUGCUGCUGAAAUGGCUAGCACUUCUGUGCCCUUUUUGGAUGCAUUCAUGGAAGAAUCUUUUCGAUAUAUCCCGACGUCAGCUGGGUCCAUUCGAGAGGCCAUGCACGAUACAGUCCUUCUUGGCAAGUAUAUCCCUAAAGGUACAAAUAUCCUCUUGAUGAACAAGGGUCCUGGAUACCACGAGCCAUCCCUACAAAUCGACGAAGGUCUGCGGAGCACUACAUCACAAGAAACCAAGAAAAGCCAGAUGGCGAGAAUUUGGGAAAACGAAGAUGAUUUACACGAAUUCAAGCCUGAGCGUUGGCUAAAAGAAGUUGAUGGCAAGACGAUAUUUGAUGCGAGCGCCGGAGCCGUUGAUAACUUUGGCGCAGGGCCGAGAGGAUGUUUUGGAAGACGACUGGCGUAUUUGGAAGUCCGUAUGCUGCUUACGAGAAUACUGUGGAUGUUUGAGCUUGACAAGUGCCCAGUGGAGCUUUCAGGGUAUGAAGGAUAUUUGAAUGUGGUCAACAAACCACAAAAGUGCUUCGUACGACCACGGCUAGUCGAUCAUAGCAAGUAUUGAUGCAAGAUGACAGAACCCAAUAAAGAUAGUUAUGAAAGGACAGCUUUGCAACACAAUUAAUUAUACACCUGGAGAAGGCUAAGGCUUCUUCAGCCAGUGCUUAUAACCGCGAUCUCUAUCUCUCAUGAUAGCAUUAAGUCGGUCUACGACCUUCCAGGCACUCUCAUAAGCUUUGUCAUCGCAAUAUGCGACAAGAAGUAUGUGGAGUACAGCAUACCGAUCGGAUUCAAAUUCCGGCUCGACGAACCCGUCCUCGGAUGUAUAAGGUCCUGGUAAACCAGUUUCAUCAACGAUACCCGAGCUCGUAGGGUCUCGGUGCUUUGACUUGAGAUAUUCCAUCUUAUACAGCGUCUUUGGAUCAGAGGGCAGUGCCUCUAAAACUAUCUGCAGCAUCGCAAUUGACUCGGCCAUAUUGUCGUCUUCAGCAUAGAGUCUUGCUAAGUCUACUAAAAUCCCAAGUCUACUGAUACCUGGUGUCGGAAGCCAAGGAUGCUGGCGAUUGCAAAUAUUCAGAAGCACCCUAAUGGCGUCUGCUCUCUGCCCAUUAGCUUCGUAUUGCUCUAUCAGCAAUUGCUCGCUCGCUUGAAGAAAGUCAAAAUCAAUUUGACUGGUCACAUCGGUAAUUUGAGUUGCUGUUUCAAGCCAGCCUAUCCUGCGGCUGAUGGACUGUGGUGACGAAUCUAUGCACAAGGUCUUUGCUGCCACAAAGCCGAGGGCAAAAAGGGUUCUCUCGUUCUGGAAGCGCCGCACGUCCUUCCAUAUGCCAAAGGCAGCUUUUCGUAGCCCAGGCCGGCGCCCGACUCCCAAUUCCAAAUCUUUCAGCGCUUGAACAUAGGGGGCGAACUCGUUGUCCAAUGCUGCUGCGUUGUCAUAUAGGCGGAAGGUUGCUUUCUGAAUGUCAGUAGGGUGCAGUCGAAUUAAUGAAUUCCUUGGAAAUCGACUACGACGUUUUCCAAACUGUUGCGUAUAAUUAAGCAGAACACCAUUCUUGAUCGAUCCAGUGUAGGCAUCGUGCGUUAAUGAGUGGAGCAUGUCGUUGUCGAGGUCUAUGAUAUCAAUCGUUGCACCUGUUUCCAGAAAUAGCUUUGCUAUGUCAUCCUUUUUAUGUUCCAGUGAUAACUUCAACAGAGUCGCUCUUGAUGAGAAGUCAAUACCUGCUGUCAUGAAGCUUUGGAUCAUACUGGUUAUGCCCUCUCUGACCGCCGCUGUAACCACAGUGUGGUCUGGAUUCAUCUGUACUUCUACCAUGGCACCAGAGUCUAGCAGAAGUUUGGCAGCUACCAUUUGAUAAGAAGCGGCUGCGCAUGUGAGUGCUGUUCUCCCAAGCUUGUCUUUGGCGCUUAUAUCUGCACCUCGUUUAACCAAUGUUGUAACUAUUUUCAGUCGUCCACUAGAUGCAGCCCAAGAAAGCGCUGUACGACCAGAUGCAUCGGUCCCGUUAAUAUCUUCACCAUCGUCUAGGUAGCGGGCAGUGAGCCAAUCUAUACCGAAGAAGGCUGAUACUAUCGCCGAGUUGCAGGGUAAAAUUGGGACUGAGUAGUUUGCCCCCUGAGUAGACUGGUAACUAGAGUACCAUACUUGAAAGCUCCGAGAUGACGUAUCAAAUAGUUUCAUAGAAAUCUCUCUAAGAUCCAUUGUGUGGCUCCCUUGCAAGAAAUAGAUAAAAUUCCUGGCAGCAUAUGGCAAUAAACUGACGGCACCAACGUCUUCCAACGUAGAUCUUGUCAUGCGAUUGAAGAUAUUCAAGUAAAGUGCACAUGAAGUCGCUACAACCUUGCUAAUAUCUUCCAUAUGUAGAAAAGCGACAUCAUUUGUGAGAUUGGGAGAUGGCGGCGAUGGCUUUAUCAUGGUGCCGAGAAACAGUCGUUGGUCAAACGAUAGUCGGCCAUCGCAUAUAAAUAUGAGUGGUUCAAAGCGCUCUAGAUACGUCUCAAUGUUUUCGAGAUUUGCAUGCUUACGGAAGACAUUGCUGAUGUUCCCAUUAUUCGGAUCGUUCUCAAUAUCACCCAUGGCCAUUAUAUUGGCCACUUCGUCCAUUGUGAGAGGCCACUCCGACAUUGCCGCCAUGAAUAUUAGCCUGCGGUCUUUUUCGCUAGACCAUUUUUCGUGCAUCAGCCGGUUUACAACACUCCCGUAAUCAGCUGGGACUGCUUCCGAUGCGCUAGCAGAGGGGCGCUUCCAGUCAAGAUAUUGAAUAACGAACGCAUCAUCAAGAAAGUUCCGUUGGUGUGUCCGUAUGUGUGAUCUAAGGCAGCUAGCAACUUCAGAUGACCAACCCCCGUUCUUGGUCAUAAAUGUUAGAUGACGAUUUGUCACCAUCUCAGCAUCUGAUACGACAUCUGGCGUGUUAUCCAAGUCGAUCAAGCUUUUGUGGAAUCGGACAUCUGUCAAAAGUGACACCAGAGCCCCUUCGCUCUGAGAUGUAACAAAAAAUCGGAAGCAGCUGCCUUUAACAGUAAUAAGACGCCGUAUGUAUUCUUGCAUUUCAGGAAGAUUCAUACAGAGCUCAAUGCCGUCCAAGAAAACCAAAACACGCGACAGACGCCCUUUGCUCGCUAUCCGCUCCAGCAUCUCGCACAGGAAGUCUGAUGACCGAUACUUCCAGUGUUCUGAUUUCACCUCCUCCUCAAUUGAGCUACUGUAAAAGUCUGGCUGGUCUUCCAGUAUUUGUAUCAAUAUGGCGGCCAGUGCGUGAUUCGACCAAUUUGCACCAAUACCUGAAAAGAUGAAGUAACAGGAGUCCGCAAAAGAUGGCUCCAACAUGUGCUUAACCAGCACGGAUUUUCCAGUUCCUGUAGUGCCAGUAACUACAAUAAGUUUCGUGUUGCCAGCUACCCAGUCUUGUACGGGCCUAUUCUGAUAGAUCCAAUUGCAUGUGUUGAGAGCAGCUUUCGGUAUCCUUUUCUUGUACCACGUAAAAGGGGGGUUGUGUUUAUGGAAAUUCUUAUAUAAAUGUCCAAGAAUCUGUUCCCUCGGCCCGCCAAGGAAACCCACCCGCUUCUGGAUGCGUGUAGGUUCUCUGGUCUGUAACUGAAAGUAGUCACGUAAUUUCUUGUCAUCUUCAAUGUUAGGGUAUUGUGGUGCUGUUGGCUCAGAUCCAGGAGGCAACGGUAAAGGAUACCAAAACUCCCAUUCCUUUCCGUCAGCUAGGAAGUAGAAUGCAGGAUCAAUUGCAUUGUAUCGACGUUCGUCAGAGGUUACGUCCGCUGGCAUGGUAGCUGGGAAUGAGGAGAAGAUACCGGAUGGAAUGGAUGAUUUGACUCUGCAGUCGCACUCUUUAUUGGCACAAUGUAGGCUCACUUCUGAUAUGAAACGGGGCUUAUUGUUCCAAUCUGAUAAAUCUGUGAGAUCUGUGAGACCUUCCAAAUUUUCCGAGUCCUGUUGGCUUUCAUUGCCUCUGUCUGCGUCUGACUCCCCACCACCAUCCUGCUGUGCCUCUCCUUGGAUCACAACUGGAAGGAGGAUCAACGAUAGUGACAUAAAAUGGCUUUUGAUAUGGUUUUCGAGAACUAACAGAGCUUCUGGACUCUCUCUUGUGGGAUGCAAUGCUUCAAUCUCUUCAGGAUAUCCACCACAAAAAGCACAUGUCUGGCACGCGAGGCUGUUCCUGCCUUCGCUAUGUUUAAUAACCGUAGACAUGACAGUUUCAGUUACUCUAUCAGAGUGUAAAUUCGUUAGAUGAUCUUUGAAGAGCUGUUCUGACGAAAAUUGGGCGUGGGAGCCCGAAGUUGUAUCCCGACAGUACCAACAAUGCCACUCGGACUGCAUGUGUGCCUUUUGUAUAUGCGACAACCACGACGAAUACGAGGCUGAACAUUCAAAUACGUCACUGCAAUCGUCAAAUGUGCAGAAAAAAGGUUCAAAAUCGCCAAUGAGAUGCCUGCGCCAAGCUUCUUCGGAGCUGGCUUCGGUUGAUGGGCAGGUAAGAGAGCAGUAAGGGCAUUUGAAUGACGAUGUGAUCCUAUCUAUGAUUGGAAUAGGUGGUAGAGAAUGUAUCGGUAUUUGUACCGAAGCUACCGACUCAGCCUUUUUAGGCAUCUCAAUUUUGGUAGCAACGGUAUGGGAUAGUUCAGUUCGUUGAUGCAAAGAGGGCAUUGCUCUACUUCGUAGAGACGGAGGGCUAAGCCUGGUUUCCUGUUCCUCCAUGACAGCUACAGCAGCUUUGAUAGCCUUUGGUAUUGAAACUUGUGGCUCUUGUGGCUUCUCGGCUGUUUCCAUAGCCUGAAGUUUAACCUGAUGUUGCUCAAGAUAGGAGAAUCGAGCGCGGCGUGUCGCAAUGGAUUUCGCCAUGCGCUCUUGCAAUACAGAGCUUGCGUUCGGGAAUAAGAAUUCGACUUUUUGCAAUGCCAAAUGUUUAAACAUUUCAUAUUGCUGCUUGUUGCGAUCGAGGUUGACAUAUCGAUCAAUGCGUUCCUGUCGGUGCCGUGUUCCACCACGAUGAAGGCUGAUGCCAAUCUGGCGGAGACUGGUGAUGGUGUUGUGUAUCGACAUCCAAAGACCAUGCGAUGUUAUAGAGUUGUUUCUGAUACCAUCUGCUGCCUCUGAAUCGGAUUCCUUUACUGCUAUUGACGAUCCAUCGGACGACUCGUCUGUAUCACUGGCAUCAAACUCAGCAUCGUCG
Molecule: messenger RNA, 6505 nt
Organism: [Torrubiella] hemipterigena
Lineage: Eukaryota; Fungi; Ascomycota; Sordariomycetes; Hypocreales; Clavicipitaceae
Source: the annotation of a GenBank genome assembly